Lactuca saligna is the source of this 561-nucleotide messenger RNA. The record is from the annotation of a GenBank genome assembly. Lineage: Eukaryota; Viridiplantae; Streptophyta; Magnoliopsida; Asterales; Asteraceae.
AUGCAUAAGCAGCCUCCAAAAUCACACAAUUCAUCAGCUUCUUCUUCCCUCUCAAUUCUCUCUCUCACAGUUACAACAUCACCACCAUGGAUCACCUCCUCCUUUCUGGUCUUCCCUGUUAAAAUAAGCAAGAAAGAAGCAUCAAAAGGCCACCGGAGUAGCCUCCUGCCACCACUGAAUCACCCUCCUGCCAGCAAUCACCCACCACCCAUUGCAACCUUCAAACACCCACUUCCACCACCCAAGAACUUCAUCCCUAAGCUGUCAUUGCUAUUAAUUUCGAUCCCCAAAAGCUUCUCCAUAAUUGUUGCAUCGAAAUACUGGAAAUUGGAUUUAUCCCGGAAAUCACGACCUCUCGGCAACGCAUCUCGACAUUCAGAACUACUCUUUAACCACUCGAUAAGGAAAUCAGUGAAAUUUCGGGCACACUCAGACGAUGGAAAACAUGGCUCGCAAUCGCACAGCCCGGCAUGUUCCGCCGCCUCGGCCGGGGGUGUGACAGAAGGUCAAGGUUAUGAGGAACAAGGAAGUGCCUCUGGUGCAGGUGCAGUGGCAGCAUAG